AUGACAGAAUCUACUCUGCCAUCAAAUCAAGAUCUUGAUGAGGAGCCUUAUGACUCCGCCGAAGACGAAGACUUUGAGCUAGACGCUGCACCGGACGACUCCGACUUAUCUUCCGAUGCCGAUGAGGCCGAAGAACCCGCAAAGAAGAAGCGAAAGACAGACACAAAAGCUCAGAUACCCAAAGAUGCAGAACUUGACUCUGGAGAUGAAGCUACCAUCAGGAAAGCGAGAGAGAAGAAAGGAAAAAAGACCAAGGGAAAGAAGCCCAAGGGUAAACACGCGCCUGAUAGUGACGAUGACGAUGGCGACAUUGAUAUCGACGACGAUGAAGGAGGCACUGGGGGGUUCGUACGAACUCGCGCAAUGAAACAGCAGAUACAGGAAGAAGAGCGCAAACCGUUGGCCAAAAUCGAUGGUGCGACCGUCGAUGUGGACGCCCUGUGGGAGCAGAUGAAUGCACCUCAAGGCCAAACCAACCUGCAGCCACCCCCGAUCCAGCCGCUAGCCGAAUCCACCCCCGCCCCCGAACCGACAGGCGAAACGAAAGCACAGGACAAGGGUGCUAAAGAUGCGGAACACAAAAUAGACCCUGGCAUGCACGCUGAUCAGAUGAUCAAGAUCAAGCGCACCUACAAAUUUGCCGGAGAAUGGAUCACCGAGGAGAAGGUCGUACCCAAAAAUUCAGCCGAGGCUAAGGCGUUUCUGUCGAGUGGAGAGAAUGUCGAAUAUACCGACGAGACUGCCAUAAAUGCAGCUCAUAACCUGCGCCGACCGCUUCGCAAGAUUUCGCGAUUCGACCCCAACCCCACUGGUACAAUCAAGAAAAGCUGGGAGAAACAACUUGUUACGGAUGCGCGCGGUCCCAAAAUCAACACUGUGGAGAAGUCAAGACUCGACUGGGCCACGUACGUCGACUCUGCAGGUAUCAAAGAUGAGUUGCGCACUCAUAGCAAAGCCAAGGAGGGUUAUAUCGGUCGCAUGGAUUUCUUGGGUCGUAUGGAAGAGAAGAGGGAAGAGGAACGGCGGGCUGCACGACUCAAAGGUGUAUGA
Molecule: messenger RNA, 1050 nt
Organism: Penicillium coprophilum
Lineage: Eukaryota; Fungi; Ascomycota; Eurotiomycetes; Eurotiales; Aspergillaceae
Gene: swc5
Product: putative Swr1p complex component (Swc5)
Exons: 2
Coding region: 1-1050 (349 amino acids)
Source: RefSeq, a predicted model, not a curated record